CACGGAAAAAGUCGGAAUCUUACGGCUUCAUGUCAAAUUGUAGUUUGCAACAACGAAUUUGAUUGGUGAAAACCGGAACCAUUUCAGGCUGAAACUUGGCGUGCCAGAAACUUAACAAAACAUAAACAAUCAUCAUGCCUCAGCCGCGGAGGUCCCCGCCACGGCACAAAAUAAGAAGAUCCAGGUCUUAUUCACCAGGCAAGAUUCAGUCGAGGUCGUUCGAAAGAAAAAGGUCAAGGUCACGGGAGAGACGAAGUUCCCGUUCUCCGCAAAGAAAAAGGUCUGAAGAUGUGAAGUACAGAUCCCCACCACCCAGUUCCCACAUUCCUAGGCCUCAUUUUGAAGAUAAGGGCUUUCCGGUAAAGCGCCCUGCGGACUCGUCCGGUAAAAGACCAGUACAUCGGUCACGGUCACCGAGUCCUUCUCCAGUAAAAAAGUCAAAGGCAGACAGGGCCCCGAGUCCCUAUGGUAAACGUCCUGCCCAGCGUUCCCCUUCCCCUCAUGGCGGGAAGCAGCGAUUCCCUAAUCGCCCGGAACCUUCGUCCUCCAAGGCCCCGCUUUUCCCGGCUGCCAAAAAGCAAGCGGAAAUCGACUACGUCACUAUUGUCAACAAAGGAUCAAAGAUGGAGCUUUUGUCGAAACGCUUUGAGACCCCAGAUCAAAGAUUAUCACAUGGAUUUGAUUUUGAAGAGAAUAUCACCAUUGGAAUUCAUCGUGGACCGAGUCAUAUUCAGCUGGACGAUGGGGAAGAUGUACCGGUCAACUACCAUUUCAACACGAAAACUUUCCGCAUGCUGUUUCCGAAGAAAGUUUACGACAAGACUCUGUUUGAUCGAGAUGAGAUCAAAGCCUUCCGCCAUGAUGAUAUUCUUGACGAAGAAGCCUACGUUGAGAAGAGGACGAUAUCCGUGAAGCCUGUGGACAAACCCAAGUCCGGGAAGUCACAUGACCUUGACUAUAAAGUGUCCGUGGGGAGAGAUGAAUACGGGGACAGGCGGAUGGUCAAGGAUUCAAGGGGUCAUGGUUCAAGGUCCGACAUGUAUGAUGAUGUUCCAGUGACAGUGAGAUUGGAUCCAAAGCCUGAUCCACGCUAUGAAAAACUUUACAAAGAACAAAAACGUUACGAGGACACAUCUAUGCUUCAUGACGAUGUACAGAGAAAUCCAAACGACCUCCGCUACAAUCUGAUGCGCCGCAAGAGUGAGGGGGACAGGGGAGAUAAGCAGGGCCUGGAUGCUAGGAGCCGUAUAGAUGCAAGGCGACACGAUGACCUUGUCUCUGAUAGGCAUCGCAGCUCCAGGAGUCUCUCUCCAGAGGAAAAAUAUAAAAGACGAAUGGACCAACCACAUUUGCCAGACUUCAAAAACAGGCCAGGGAAGUUCCAGACAAGUUCAUGGCAAGAUAAUCCAACAGAAACCCCCAAAAGUCAGCGAUACUUCCUGCAUGACAAUCGUUCCCGGGAUGAUAUGAACUACUGGGAGCGGAAGCAGAUGUACCUACAGACCGGUACCUACCCGACCCGGGGCAGGUUCUUCCGGGGGCGGGGCUUCUCCUUCAGGGGGCGUGGCUUCAUUCCAAGAGGCAGGGGGCGUGGCGGCUACAACUACAACAACUAUAACAACUAUAACAAAAAUCAACAGUGGGGCUCAAGAGAGUAUGUCCCGAGAGAUGAAAAAACCACGGAGAGCUGGAAGCACGAUAAAUACGACGAAGUGGAGUCCCAAGAUGACAAAGAGCCUAAAGAGAAAAGUGCGGACAAAAGCUUAAAAAAGACCAAAAAGAAAAGUAAGAGUGAUGUUAAAGAUGGUGGUCCCAGUGAGGAUAUAAAGAAACAGGAAGAGGGACUACAGACAGACGUAGCGAUCACUUUGGCUGACGGAUGAGAAAAGAGAAAGUUUUGAGUUUGUUGGAACCUGUUGAGAUGUUGUGACUGUGGUUGUAGGCUUGUAACUGAUCUAUUAUGAUUACUUGUGACGUGUACUUGAAGUGAGUUGUUCACAAAUUGUCAAUAGAUUAACCAUGAUCACUAUAUAAGCUAAUCAACAAGAUACAGAUCUAAUCUUUAUGUCUAUUAUGUUCUUAAAUUGCUUGCCUAAUUUAAAUUUAUCUGAGUGGUGACAAAUAAAAAAUAUAUGUUUAAAGUGCAUUCAAAGCAGGUGAUAAGCAUCUUUGAAUUAGGAUUUAUUAUUGAACAUGUCUCUUCCAGUAACAAGUCCAUGUACUCAUUACUUUGCACUAUGAAUUCACGACAAUUAUGCUUAUUGUUUUUUAUCAUGUCCAAUCUUCAUUUUACUGUCGGCAUUGUUUUUGUAUGUUUUUUAUUGUCAACAAAUAAUUGAGCCAUACCGAUUGAACGUCAUAAAUAUUCAAUAACAAGAUUUAACUUGUGAUAGCAUCAGGGUCAAGGGCAAUGUCCCGCUGCUUAAAAUAGAAAUAUUGUUACUUUUAUGAAUUAAAAUACAACAGAAAUACAAAUUUAGAAUUGGAUUUUCAUUCCUGAUAAAAAGUUAGCAUUUGCAAUGUUGGAUUCAUAUUCUCCUAGCUAUUAGGAAUUUUAUUUGAUUGACAGAGAAUACUAUUUAGUUGUUAAAAAAAGCUUGUUUGUUAUCAUUGAGUUUGUCAUUUAAUAAUAAUGACUUCAAGCUCAUGGUAAAUUUUCAAAGUACUUCCUUCAAAACAGAUGGGAUGAGGAUUUUUUUCUUGUGUAUAAUCACUGUGUAUGAAUUAUUUUCCUUGUUAAUAGUUUAAUUUGCUAUGUUGAAAUGUAGGAGGUCGUGUUUUAACCAGAUGUAGGGGAAAUCGUAAUCGCACAUUGUUCACACCAUAUAAAAACACUAGAACAGGUUUUUUCCAAACCAUGAUGGUAAUUAAUUUAUUAAUAUUGUUGAAUACGUGUUGUUUUUCAAGUUGCAAUCCAUUUUAUAUUGGUUUAUUAUAAAUCAAGGUUUUAUUUAAUAGUAAUUUUAAUAAAAAACGUGUGACUAUUUUAAUCUUUGCAUAAUGAAUUUAAUUUAAUAUACAUCUAGUGUUAGUGAUACCAUUGUCAAAUUGAAGUCACACUAACUUAGUACAUUAAGAAAAGAAUUUACUAAAAAUAGAAGGGACUAAAUGUUGUUUCAACUUUAGUUCCAUAAGUUAUAGACUUUAACUGAACACUGAACACAAAUUGUUAAUAUUAUUAUGUAUAUAAGUGUUGUAUCAGGAAUAUUUACGAUUUUAUAUUUUAAGACAUUUUCUUAUAAACGUCAAGAACAUGAUUUGCAUGUGCAAAGUAAAUAUAUAUUGAGUUGAUGUUUUCAAGCCAAAACGAUAUUAUAGGUAUAUCAAGAACAAAGUAAAACGUUUAACAUGUCCAAAAUAUGAAAGGUUUGUCAAGAACAAAGUAUAAUUUCACAAAGGAAAGGAAAUUCAAACACAACGUGCUGUUUCAAGAUGGAAAAGGAAUUCCAAGCACAAAGUACAUGUGCACAGGAUAAAAAGGAAUUUCUACCACAAAGUACCCGGACUAAAGAGAAAAGGGGAAUUUCAACAACAAGGUAUAAUUGCAAGUCAGGAAGAAAGUUCAACAUCAAAGUACCAAUACAAAAGGCAUCACAAAGUACACGUGCAAAAGACAUGUUUUGGAUAUUUUUUAAAAGUACCCUAGAUGCAAGCAAGAAAUUUCAAUGACAAAGUACCAAAAGGCUGAGGAAGGCAUUUCACAAAAGAAAGUUCCAGUUCUAAAAGAUACAACAGAGAAUUUCAAGCACAAAUGACGAGAACAAAAAUGCACAGCAAGGAAUCUCAAGCACACUUACUAGUUCGACGACAAAGGAAGGAUUUUCAAGUACCAGUUUAAAAGUACAGGAAGGAAUUUCAAGCACAAACUACCAGUACAAAAAGGCACAAAGAAGAAUUUCAAGCACAAUGUACUACCACUGUAAGGAAUUUCGAUGGAUGACCCUAGUACCAGCACAAAAGACAGCAAGGAAUUUCAAGCACAAAGAGUCAGUGUAUCAUAACAAGGAAUUUCAAGCACACAGUACUAGCAAAAACGACAUAUAAAGGAAUUUUAAGUAUUAUAAAAUAAGGACUUGACAGGAAUUCCAAGCACAAUGUAUCAGGUACUACAGACGGCCAGUUAUUUGAGGCACAGAGUUCCAGUAAAGAGUGCUUGUAAUUUUAAGAACAAUCUACAAGUAAGAUUGCUUGUAAUUUUAAGAGCAAUCUACAAGUACAUUAAGACUGCAAAGAUUUUCUAUCACAAAGUGAUGUUUCAAGAAAGCACAUAAUUUCAAGAGUAUAGUGCCAGGGAAUGAAGACAGCUAAAGAAUUUGAAGCACAAAAAAACAUAGAAAAAGAUGGUAAAGAUCUUCAAGCACAAGAUUAGACACUGAACCAAUAAAGUAUAACAUUUAUAAAAACACCAUAUGUCUUAAAACAUAGACCCGUGGAAUAUUACAUAACAAUGGUUUUCUAGGUAUGGAACGUAAUGUGUAUCAAGAACAGAUGAAAUAAAACCACAAGUAUUCCAAGCACAAAGUCGUUCAAGUACACGUGGACAAAGUAUUAAUGGAACAUGAAUGCCGCAUGUGGGAAAAAUAAUGUCCUUGCUGACAUUCAAAUAAGAUGUCUGCUAUUAAAUAAUCAUUCAAAGAGAAUGUAAUAUCGGAUAAUUUGGUAGGUACAUUUGACUUUGGCUGAUGGUAAGUUUUUUAAUCAAUAAAUAUAUUUUCAACAAAUAUGUUCGUGCAUAGUUUGAAAGAUGGACGCUAUUUUAUUCGCUUAAAUCUCAUAGUUCGCUUUAUCAAAUCUUUAAACUGGAU
Dreissena polymorpha is the source of this 4805-nucleotide messenger RNA. RefSeq lists its product as uncharacterized. The record is from RefSeq and is a predicted model, not a curated record. The transcript has 11 exons. Bases 135 to 1883 code for a protein of 582 amino acids. Lineage: Eukaryota; Metazoa; Mollusca; Bivalvia; Myida; Dreissenidae.